Molecule: messenger RNA, 1863 nt
Organism: Pygocentrus nattereri (red-bellied piranha)
Lineage: Eukaryota; Metazoa; Chordata; Actinopteri; Characiformes; Serrasalmidae
Gene: ramp1
Product: receptor activity modifying protein 1
Exons: 3
Coding region: 188-625 (145 amino acids)
Biological process (GO): intracellular protein transport; cellular response to hormone stimulus; G protein-coupled receptor signaling pathway
Cellular component (GO): cell surface; membrane; signaling receptor complex
Molecular function (GO): coreceptor activity
Source: RefSeq, a predicted model, not a curated record
GAGAGAAGGGGGAGAAGAGAGAGAGAGAGAGAGAGAGAGAGAGAGGGAGAGAGACGUUAGCCGUACGCAGCGGCAGGUUCUACUGAGAAGAUGGUUUUGCAGCUGAGCUGAUAAAGUGUCGUCGUUUUUCACUCGAAGACUCCACAAACUUCCUUUUGUUGCUCUUCGUUUUCCACUUUUAUCCAGCAUGGGGCUCGGCGGAGCUUCCGCUUCCACUCUCUGUCUGAUAAUGGCGACUCUCUGUGCGGCGGCGAUGGCAUGUAGCAACCAUUAUGAAUAUGCUAUCGAGGAGUUCUGCCUGGCCAAGUUCAAGCUGGACAUGGAAGCUCUGGACCAGCACCACUGGUGCAGCUGGGAGGACACAGUAGAGUCCUAUGGUGAGCUGACGAACUGUACAUACCUGGUGGCGCUGAAGAUGAACUGCUUCUGGCCAAACAGGCUUGUGGAUGAAUUCUUCAUCCGCGUCCACCGGCACUACUUCCACGACUGCUCGCUGUCGGGCCGGCUGCUCCACGACCCGCCCAACCGCAUCUUGGGGCCUUUCAUCAUAGUUCCCAUACUGGUCACUUUGCUCAUGACUGCCCUAGUGGUGUGGAGGAGUAAGCGCAGCGAGGGCAUCGUGUAGGGCAGCCCUGUAUACCAAAGUGCCCCUGGUGUAACAAACAUCCUGAAAACACACAGGACGUUGCUACGACAGAGACUUCGGCGACUGAUGUCUUGCAUCUCAUCGACUGGUUGAACAGUAAAGCAACCGCAUACAUGCCACAUGCUAACAAUGCUACUGUACUGAUGACUGCCCAAAUAUACACGAGCUUUAUGAAGGACUUCGCUUCAUAAAAGCCUGUGUCGUAUUCCUGUAGGGGCCUGGAUGGCAGAAUUUGAAGCAUGACGAUACCUCAUUGGUGGAUCGGUUGGACCGCAAGACUGACCCUGGCUGAAUAAACCUCAUUUACCACAAAUCUAAAGCAGAGGAAAGACGCUGUUGUCUGUGUGUGACGGACCUGCUCGUUGUCUGCAAACGUCGAACUGAACAGCUCGCACUCAUACGUACUUACUUUGUGCAUCAUGCCAAACGCUGAAAACAUUUAUUAUAGUGAAUAUCGUCGUUGUAGCAAAACCUCGUAUCUCCAAAAAUGGUAAUAGGAGAAAAAUGAACAGGUGGAAAUGAAGGGAACAGCUGGUGUAACAAAAACCGAAAAAAGAAUGAAGCUACGAGGUUUUGAUAUGCUGAUUUUUUUAUUUAUCAAACAUAGAAAAAAGCAUUAUGAUGCCACAGUCACCAUGCCAUGUAAAUGCCAAUGACGUUUGAAUUUGAAUGACAAUGAAGAGACAAACGAUGAAAUAAUUGGAUGAAAUGUUUUAAACAAGCUAGAACUUAUUGGGUUUCACCGAAAAGCAGCCAGUUACACCUUUCGCCUGAAUGGACGACGGAUUCCCAGGAUUUUAAUUGCCUUUAGUCGCACUGAUGUGUUAAUUGGGGAGUCGCUUUAGUCAUUUGUAACUCUAAUUGCAUCUUCAUUUGGAGAGUUUGCUGUUUGUAAAGCUCACUGGGCUGCCAGCUCCUGUAUCCGAGGGAUUCUUUCACUGACUAGGCCUUGCGUUGAAAGGCUGACUUUACUUACGUCUAUCGAAAUGCUUUUCUAUUAACGUGUCUCAGAAACGACUGGCUGAGCAUCCUGCGUCUAGAACGUGGCAGCUUUAAAAGAAAAACAUCCAGUAGAUGGUGUUGACCUGCCUGGGACUCAUUAUUGUAAAAAUAACGCACAUCUGUGAUGUGAGCAUCUCUGUCACUACUGUUCCCUGUGUCAGCACUUCAAAGGCCUCCGCAUCCUGGGAGAUUUGUAAUAAAGUCACUGGCCCUCA